UUACAAUGAACUUCCAUCACUCUCCCGCACAGACAUAUACACACCCAUAGUCAUUAAAAUUGCACUAUAGUUUGCCUUUUUACCGAAAGCCAUUAUACCAAGUCCAUAAAAUGGGUAUUUUUUAGAUAUUUUCAUAAAACGAUUUUACAGAAACAAAGAAAAAACAUACAGAUUUAAUUUUUUCUAAUGCUGCUUUGAAGUUAGACAGUUUUUAAAUAGGUUUGAAAAGGCUUAUUUUACUGACUACUGUCGGCUACGUGAUGCUACAGGAGAGCUGUAUGUCUAGUCAUUAGUUUAAAUUCAGGGAAAUAAAAUUCACAUUAGAAAUGGCCAGUUUAGUCUUCUCCAGUCAAGCACAAUAUAUUUAAAGCUGUGUCCAGGAUCCAGGAUAAGUAUUAGGUGUCAUUACUGUAUUUUAAUAUAGUACAUGUAUAUAGUAUAGUUUAGUGUGGUCCAGUGGUUAAAGUCCAGGGCUUGUAACCAGAAGGUCACCGGUUCAAAUUCCACCUCUGAUUCCACUGUGUGACCCUGAGCAAGUCACUUCACCUCCUUGUGCUCCAUCCUGUGGAUGAGAUGUUAAAUCAAUGUCCUACUGUAAGUGACUAUGCACAUAAUGCGCAGUUCACACCCUACCUCGGUAAAGCGCUUUUUGAUGGUGGUCCACUAUGAAAGGCGCAAUAUAAUAAUUAGUAGUACAUGCUUUUAGUACAAGGACAAAAAAAAUAAAAAAUACUAGCCAAUAAUAGCUACCUUGUAAUGAGAUCCACUGAAAAACUCCAUAUUUAAAAUGCUAAUUCUACCUGUUUUGUAACUGCACCAGUUUGUUAAACCCAGGUAUGUGGAUAUUUUUAUCAUCAGAUUCUUCACAGCUUUAUUUAUUUAUUUAUUUUUUUAACAUUAGGGAAUUGCUAUAGCAAAUGGAGGUGGAGUUUAUUUAGCAGACACCUUUAUCCAAGGCGACUUACAGAGACUAGGGUGUGUGAACUACGCAUCAGCUGCAGAGUCACUUACAACUACAUCUCACCCGAAAGACGGGGCACAAGGAGGUUAAGUGACUUGCUCAGGGUCACACAAUGAGUCAGUGGCUGAGGUGGGAUUUGAACCGGGGACCUCCUGGUUACAAGCCCUUUUCUUUAACCACUGGACCACACAGUCUCCUUAUAACUCACGGCACUGAGUCCUGAAGGCAGCAGAGCUGUUGCCACAGAAACAUUGUGUAACCUCUGGACACAAUUUAGCAUCAGAGCUUUUGAGGUAACGUUCUCUGGACACGAUUACACCGUGUAACAAUUUAUUUAUUUAUUUUUUUUGGUUCCUGGGUAGUAAGUGUUAUUUCCUAAUUGCUUAUGCCUCAAAAGUAUAGAAAAUGGCUAUUAUUCCCCCCAAACUUUGCUUUUGUGACCAGGACAGUGAUAUUUUGAAAUUUACCUAUUUUCCAGAACAUUCCAGAUAGAUUCAGUGCUGAGUAAACUUGGAGUAACUUCUAGAACUUUCUAGAACUUUCCAGUAAUAUAAAUAGUAGUAUAAAUACAGGGGCCUUAAGCCCACCAGUUCAGUUUAGUUCCAGCUGCCUAAGUGGAUACAUAUCUGCAUUUUUCUGAGAUGGCAUCAAGAGGCUGCAAGCAUCCGGCAGACGCAUUUUGCUAUGUCUGCGGCCAAUUUAUCAAGACAAGAGCGAAAAAGUACUCCGUGGAAGCAUCUGCUAAGAUGUGUGAGGCCUACAAGGCAUAUUUCGGCAUGCCUGUCGGGGAUCAAGACAAACCCUGGGCACCUCAUUUCACCUGCGAGCACUGCAAAAAAACUCUGGAAGGAUGGUACAGAGGGGAAAAGAGAGCCAUGAAGUUCGCUAUCCCAAGAAUUUGGCGGGAACCCACUGACCACUCAAGCAACUGCUACUUCUGCAUGGUGGACCCGUCCAAGCAGACCGAGCUCUCUGUGGGGAGGAACAACGUCAAGUGGGAGCCACUGGUGGACCCCCGGAAGGUGCUGAUGCCACCACUGCACAUCAGAUUGGGCCUUAUGAAACAAUUUGUCAGAGCCCUAGAUAAGGAGUCGGCAGCCUUCAAGUACCUUCAAGACUUCUUCCCUAAGCUGUCUGAGGCAAAGGUCAAAGCCGGUGUCUUCGUCGGACCACAGAUAAAGAAGAUCCUGAAGUGCAAUGAAUUCCCCAAGAAGCUCACUAGUAAGGAGAAAGCGGCUUGGAACAGCUUUGUCGCAGUGGUUCGGGGCUUCCUGGGCAAUCACAAGGCCAAAAACUAUGUGGAGCUGGUUGAGACUCUGGUGAAGAACUACGGCACAAUGGGCUGUAGGAUGUCCAUCAAAGUCCAUAUCCUUGAUGCUCAUCUUGAUAAAUUCAAGGAGAACAUGGGAGUGUACUCGGAGGAGCAAGGCGAGCGCUUCCACCAGGAUAUACUGGACUUUGAACGCCGCUACCAAGGACAGUAUAACGAGAACAUGAUGGGAGACUACAUUUGGGGGCUGAUUCGUGAAAGUGAUUUACAGUAUAAUCGUAAAUCUCGAAAGACUACUCACUUCUAAAUCUUUUGUAGUCAUUUUUGUAUUACUUUAGUAUAAAUACAUGUUAAUUUGGAUUCAUAUGUUGUUUUUUUCUGACUUUAUGUGAACGAAAAGACACAAAUUCGCCUGUUUUCUCAUUGGAAAUAGGUAAAUUUCAAAAUAUCACUGUCCUGGUCACAAAAGCAAAGUUUGUGGGGAAUAAUAGCCAUUUUCUAUACUUUUGAGGCAUAAGCAAUUAGGAAAUAACACUUACUACCCAGGAACAAAAAUUGUGUUACAUAGUGAUUAGCAUCAGAGCUUUUGAGGUAACAGAAACAUUGUCUGGACACGAUUAGCAUCAGAGCUUUUGAGGUAACAGAAAGGAACAACCAUGUCAUGUCCGGUUACCAGUUACAUUUAGUACAUAGAUCAAAAACAUGGGAUACAAAAUUGGUACAUACUUUGUGUAAAUAGGCCCCACUUCACAUAACUUAUUACAUGCAUUCUGUUCUAUAUAAACCUGCAAGUCAUGACAGAUCAGACAGAUGGAUAGAGGGCUGAUAGCAUGUGCUAGUGAUUUAAUAUCCAAGUCUGCAGAAAUGAGUAAUGUAGUGAGGAUCAGUCUAAAAAUGUGACGACUUUACAAGCCAUGCUGGAGAACAGUGUUCUGCCCCAAAUGAAAGAAUUGGGCGAUGGUUAUUAGAACAAUUCAAAAUCUUACAGACUUGUCAUUCUGAAUUGAUGGCCUAUUGUCUGCCAAUGAUGACCCCACAACCCUUUUGGUAUUUCUAAUUCAGCAAUAGAACCAUGAUUCGAAGGCAUCAGCGGAAGCUGACUGUGUUGUGGAGGCAGUUUUAGCCUUGGCCUCUUUCAAUGUUUUAACAUUUUAGUUGAAGUGAAUGUUGCAUACCAGUUGUUAGUAGUCCAUCUGUUCAUACAGUACUCACCACCUUAGUAUUGUAUGACUUCCAAGCUCUUGCUUAGGAAUUUUCUAGGAAAUAUGUUUUGAUUGUUACAAUUUCCAUAAAAGGAAGUUCUCAAUGGACACAAUGGGCCAGAAAACCUUGUUUUUAAGCAAGAAAUGAACCACGCUGAAUGUGUAGCUAUAGCAGCUGUUGUACGGUUUAGAUCUGCCUUUCUCCUCAAUGGUAAAGCCAGCCCAUCAUACACUUGGAAACAUGGUUCCAGAACAUUUUUCCAGACAAAUGUGUCCUCGUAUAUGAUGGAUGUUUUCAUGUUUCCUGGGGUAGACCAGGGUUCUACUUUGAGAAACAUUUUCAAGAAACAUUCUACCUUUAGCCUAUCAGGCGAGACUGAGCAUGAGUAUCUUAAGCGUCGCUCAUUUAAAGGAUUAUGGUGUGCUCCUCUCUCUUAAGGUUCAGUAUCCACUCCCUUGUCCACACGACAACUGGGCUAAAUGACUUCAGUUUACAUUGUUUUACAGUCUCACUCUUAACUACUUCAGAGCCCCUCUUAUGGUGAGAAGUGCAGGACUUGACUUGGAACAGUAACAUAUGAGGCAGUCCCUCUUGUGGCCAAUUGCUGUAUUGUUGGCAUUGAAACAAGGAAGUGUAUUUUCUGUAGUAUAUUGCAGAGGUUUUACCCCUGGGGGUACUUCUAAGGGUCAUAGGGGGUAUGCAGGACAACUCAGAAAUGCACGGAUGAAAAUGAAAGUAAAAGAAAAUAAUAAUCUUGAAUUGAUUUUGUUAACAGUAUUAUAUAUUAUCUGUAAACCACUGUGCAUAAAUAUUGCAUUUUUGUUUAGCAGCUCAAAGUGAACCGCAGAUGAAAUAACAGUCUACUUUCCACCAGUAUGCCUACGUGAUUUUGAUACGGGUGGGUGGAGCAGAGGUCUGGUGACUAUACCUAUGGAGAGCGCUCAGCGCUGCUCAUUAACUUUGCUGUUUUCAACUUGCUGUAUAAUUGAAUACUAAUCAGUGAAGCACAAAUAUUUCUGCAUUUUUUUAGAAGUAUAAAUGCUCCAGUAAACAUAAAUAAUAAUAAUACUCAGAUGGUUUUUCAGUUUAUCAGUGUUAGUUAUUACAAUUUUAUCUUGAGGUUAAUGUUUUGUUAUUUUAAAUGGCACACAUAAUUAUGCUGAGAUGGGAAGUAAAUGGUAACGUGAUAAACAUUUACAUACAGACUAUUUAGUAUUAUUUAUAAUAACUUUGCAGAAUAGAAAGCGAAUAUAGUGUUUCCAAAGAGAUAACCAAAUACUAUCAUUUAAUUCUGUGCAUCCAAAGACAUGUAAUUAAAUUUAAGAGUCAAACCUACUGUUUGGUAUUCUGUCCUAAACCAGCAGUUUGUCAGUCCCAAACUGUUGUAACAUAAAUUUAUAUAUUAAAUAAACGGGGAAAAAAUACAUGUGUUAAUCUGAAUAUUCUGCCUUUUAUGGCAGCUGUGGUACCAUUCAGUCAAGUGAAAAUUGUACAGGGGUACUUGAGCUGAAAACUCCAGACAGAAGGGGUACAGUUUCAAAAAAAGGUUGAAAACCCCUGGUAUAUUAGAUCAUUCUGGAACUUGACCAGGUCUGAUUUUAUAUAUCAAAAUUUGGCAAGCUUCUUGGUUAACUUUUUGUACCACUUUUUAGAUUUCAGGGUGUCAAAUAAUUUAGAAUAAUUUAGAACUUGUAGUCUUUAAGUCAAGAUCUAAGGAUUAUUACCACAAGUCAGAGGGUACUUUAUUUUGAAAGUGUUUUUGAAUUAACUGCCUAAAUAGUUACGUUGCAAGGAGGGCUUCUAUCAUUGAUCAUUUGUAAUAUUAAAAACUCCAGAAUUAUCAUCCUUGUCUUCAGUUAGAAAUAGUUUCUCCACAGCAUCAGUGUAAAGAAGCUGACUAACUUUAUAACCUCCUGGGCAGAUACUGGUUUGGCUGAGGAUUUGUCUAGCUUGAUCGGGGAACAUCAGGGCUAAACAAGGUACUCUUUUUUUUUUUUUUUAAAACCUGCAUCAGGGUAAUAAUACCUUGACAUAAGAGUGUUAACUCCAUAUAGGCAUUGUCUGGACCGGCUCCAAACAAGCUGAAAAAAUACUGAACAAUAGAUUCUGCUUUUAUUUUGAUUUAUUUUUUAGUUGGGCUUUUAUUGUUUUAAUCUGAGUUCCCUGUUCUAUGUAAAACUGCUUUUGGUAGUGCCUUUUUGUUCAUAUUGUUACUACAGUUGUUUUUGUGCUGUACUGUACUGUACUGUACACCAGCAAAAGAGAGACACCUAGGUGUUUCUUAAAAGAACUACACCAUUAUAAAAAAGGCUCUCACUGAUAGCAAAUGAAUGAAGCCUUGCAAUUUUUAGAUGAACACAAAAUUGACAUCCUGUUAAAAAAACAAACAAAAAAAAAAAACAUGGAUGCAAAUGGCCUACAUGCAUUGUUCAGUUGUCAUUUAUAGUAAGGGAGCUGUUAACAUUUGUACUAAAUAAAUAUUUGCGACCAGAAUAUUUGCAGAAUCACACCCAUAAAACCUAUUUUGCUCCAGAAAUGUUGGCGACUUGUUGCAAUAUAUAAAGUAUGUAUUGUUAGUGGAAUUUGAUAUUCGUGCCAAAAAUGUUAGCGUUUUUUUUUUUCAUACGGGAAAAACGCAUAAUAAAGGGUUUGCAAAUAUUUAUGGCUUCACAGUACUUGUUUAAUUAAUAGUUCAGCAUAUGAUGUUUUGCGUAAAGCAGGCCCAGGAAACAGAGUUCAAAUGCAUGGUCUUCAGAUGGGAUAAUUGGUAAUGUUUAAUAAAAAAAAACAAAUAUUCUUCAAUUUAGCAUUUACUGGUUUUCAGGUAAGCAUUUAAGAAUUUAGGAACACUUGCUGUAUAAUAACUCUAGAGAAAAUGAUCAAUUUUGAAUGUGACAGUGCUAUUUUUUCUGCUUUAAUACAUAUCAUGAAACAUCUUUUAAUACCUAUUUUUAGACCGUGAAAUAAGCAAUUUUUUACUGUAAAAAAUAAAUAAAUAAAUAAAUAAAAUAAAUAAAAAAUACAGCACUACUGAGGUUUUCUAUUUAUUUAUUUAUUGAAUAGUUACAGAACUCACUACUGCUA
Acipenser ruthenus (sterlet) is the source of this 6518-nucleotide messenger RNA. RefSeq lists its product as uncharacterized. The record is from RefSeq and is a predicted model, not a curated record. The transcript is spliced from 2 exons. The coding region runs from base 1603 to 2538 and encodes 311 amino acids. NCBI's taxonomy places the organism in Eukaryota, Metazoa, Chordata, Actinopteri, Acipenseriformes, Acipenseridae.